AUGGGGGCUGUGCACCCGUCAGAGGAGUGUUCACCCGUUGUUGCCCACCGGCAGGCAGCCUGUCGCACCCGGAGCAGCGCGGGUCCCGGGCGGCGGGGCGGUCCCGGGGCUGGAGGGGCGGGUGUGCGGCGGCCGGUCCCGCCCCGUCCCGCCCCGUCCCGGCGCCAUGGCGGAGCCGGGGGGCCGGAGGUGCUGAGCGGCGGCGCGGAGCGGCGGUGCCGGGAGCGGCUGGCGGCGGCGGCGGCGGCGGCGCGCGGGGCCGGGGCGGCCGUGCUCGUGCCGCUGUGCUCGGUGCGGGGCCGCCCCGCGCUGCUCUUCACGCUGCGCUCCCGCCGCCUCGGCGGCCGCCACAGCGGGGACGUGAGCUUCCCCGGGGGGCGGCGGGAGCCGGCGGACGCCGACGCGGUGGCCACGGCGCUGCGGGAGACGCGGGAGGAGCUGGGGCUGGCGCUGGGCACCGGCAGCGUCUGGGGGCUGCUGCGGCCGCUGCCCGAGCGGGGGGGACAGCUGGUGGCUCCUGUCUUGGCCAACCUGGGGCCUCUGGAGGACCUGACCCUGAGCCCCAACCCCGAUGAGGUGCAGGAGGUCUUCACCCUGCCCCUGACCCACCUCCUGCGCCGGGAGAACCAGGGCUACACUCACUUCCGCAGCGCCGGCCGCUACAGCUACACCCUGCCCGUGUUCCUCAACGGCCCCCACCGCGUCUGGGGGCUCACAGCCGUCAUCACCGAGCUCGCCCUGGAGCUGCUGGCGCCCGGCCACUACCGCAGCCAGACCCGCGUGCGCGGCCGCAGCCCCGCCUCAGCCUGACGCCGUGGGGUGGGAGGAGCGGACGGGCAGAGCUCAGCCAGCACCUUGGUUCUGGGGCAUCUUUGGGGUGCCUGUAGGAAGGGGGGAUCACCCCGGACCCCCACCGCCAGCCGUGCUGCUGCGGGAGCCCCGGGUGCCAUCGCCACUGUGAGUGGGUAAAAAGCCAUGUUUGGAA
Messenger RNA from Colius striatus (speckled mousebird), 985 nucleotides. RefSeq names its product nudix hydrolase 8 (gene NUDT8). Lineage: Eukaryota; Metazoa; Chordata; Aves; Coliiformes; Coliidae. The record is from RefSeq and is a predicted model, not a curated record. Gene Ontology annotation, molecular function: coenzyme A diphosphatase activity.